Molecule: messenger RNA, 384 nt
Organism: Budorcas taxicolor (takin)
Lineage: Eukaryota; Metazoa; Chordata; Mammalia; Artiodactyla; Bovidae
Product: double-headed protease inhibitor, submandibular gland-like
Exons: 5
Coding region: 1-384 (127 amino acids)
Molecular function (GO): protein binding
Source: RefSeq, a predicted model, not a curated record
AUGCAUCUCGUUGUAGUCUCUUCUGGUGAUCAAGAAAUAGGGAUAGAGGUGAACUGCACCAAAUACAACUUAAACGGUGCCGGGAUUGCGUGCACAAAGGAAUGGAGACCAAUAUGUGGCAUAGAUCAGAAAACUUACAGUAAUGAAUGUAUGUUCUGUUUCCUAAAUAGAGAUAAAGGAUCUCAGCUCAGGAAACUUCAUGAUAAUGAAUGCAGGGAGGUUGAGUGCACCACAUAUUCAGAAAUAUGCACCAUGGAGUACAUACCUCACUGUGGAUCUGAUGGGAGAGUAUAUGGCAACAGAUGUUCAUUUUGCAACGCUGUUGUGAUGAGCCGUGGCACACUUUAUUUUGUAAAAUAUGGACCAUGCUCUGAGUCUCCCUGA